Sitophilus oryzae (rice weevil) is the source of this 1032-nucleotide messenger RNA. RefSeq lists its product as uncharacterized. The transcript is spliced from 2 exons. The coding region runs from base 1 to 1032 and encodes 343 amino acids. The record is from RefSeq and is a predicted model, not a curated record. NCBI's taxonomy places the organism in Eukaryota, Metazoa, Arthropoda, Insecta, Coleoptera, Curculionidae.
AUGACUUGGUUGACUCAAGAAGUUAUUAUAUCUCAAUCAUUAAAGAGAAAUAAUCUUCCAUUAGCAAUUUCUGCCACAUCGAUAUCUCAGUAUCUAGAUAUUAUCGAAUUGAAAGCUUAUCAAUUAGAUUCUAAAGUAGUAUUUGUUCUAAAUAUACCUUUAGUUGAACCUGAAGAGUAUACUUUAUAUCGAAUUUAUCCAAUUCCUUUAUUAAGUACAACUUCUAAAUAUCUUGCGCGUAGCGAUGAUUCAUUGAUAUACAUAAUAAUUGAAGAUCCAGAAGCUUGCAAAUCAACAGGCAGAAACACAAAAAUUUGUUCCAACAUAUAUCCAUAUCCAAUCGAUAGUGAUGGUAUAUGUGAAGCUCAACUAUUGAAGCAACAAGAUCACUUGCCAAGAACCUGUCAAUCUUCUUUGAUCAUGGCAAAAGAAUAUAACAUAAACAAAUUAAAUUUAAACUUUUGGUUAAUAAUUAUCUCAGAUCCUUUACCAUUAACAACUAAAUGUGGAAAUAGAGACAUUAUUACAAAAAUCUUAAAUAAUAAUACUCUUUUAAAGUUACAAAGUGAAUGUAUUGGUUUUGUUGGCAGUACAAGAAUUCAAGGUCAAAAAGACAUUAAUGUUUAUGAUAAUAUCAAGAUUCCAAAUCUGAAACCACUGAAAUUAAGCAAACUGAAUCUAGAAGAUUUGAGUGUUGCAAAUCACAAGUUAAAUGAAUAUUCCGAACAAUUGAACAAUUUGAUCAAUGAACCUUUUGUGAAGAAACACCAUGGUUGGCUUACAAUUUUAACCAUAAUUGUAAUUGUCACCUUGGUCCUGAUUUACAUCUUCUGCAAAUGCAAAUCCCGUAGAAGAUCACGAAUUGGAAUUGCAAUUCUCAUGAUGACUACCCACCAUCACCUUGCCAUCAAGUUGAAUCUGUUUUCUCCAAAUGGAAGAAAAUACUGGCCUCGUAGAAGACCCAGUAUCCAUUUAGAAGAACCUAUUGAAGAAGAAUCUUUUGAACUUAAUCCUAACAAGAAUUCAGUCUAA